Messenger RNA from Beta vulgaris subsp. vulgaris (sugar beet), 776 nucleotides. RefSeq names its product 40S ribosomal protein S23. Gene Ontology annotation, cellular component: ribosome; cytosolic small ribosomal subunit. Gene Ontology annotation, molecular function: structural constituent of ribosome. The record is from RefSeq and is a predicted model, not a curated record. Bases 153 to 581 code for a protein of 142 amino acids. NCBI's taxonomy places the organism in Eukaryota, Viridiplantae, Streptophyta, Magnoliopsida, Caryophyllales, Amaranthaceae. The transcript has 4 exons. Gene Ontology annotation, biological process: translation.
AACCUAUCCUAUAUAAAUCUCAAACAAUCUUUUGCUACCAAAAGAAUUAGGGUUUUUAACACUAGCCGGCUGCGCCUGUCACUCGCGAAGAGAGAGAGAAAAACCCUCCAACCCCAUCUCAGUAUCUCGAACAAUCUCCAUUCUCGUCAAUCAUGGGGAAGACACGUGGUAUGGGAGCUGCUCGCAAGCUCAAGUCUCACCGUAGAAGGCAGAGAUGGGCUGACAAGUCAUACAAGAAGUCUCAUCUUGGGAAUGAAUGGAAGAAGCCAUUCGCAGGUUCUUCUCACGCAAAGGGCAUUGUCCUUGAGAAGAUCGGUAUUGAAGCUAAGCAGCCUAACUCUGCUAUUCGUAAGUGUGCCAGAGUUCAAUUGAUCAAAAACGGAAAGAAGAUUGCAGCCUUUGUUCCCAAUGAUGGUUGUUUGAAUUAUAUUGAAGAGAACGAUGAGGUUCUGAUUGCUGGAUUUGGACGUAAAGGUCACGCCGUCGGAGAUAUUCCCGGAGUUCGUUUCAAGGUUGUGAAGGUUGCUGGUGUAUCACUCCUUGCUUUGUUCAAGGAGAAGAAGGAAAAGCCUAGGUCUUAAGCUAGGGCUUCUGUUAGGGCACUUCUGCUUAGCAGUAUUGUGUUUCUGCAGUUUGAGAAAUAGAGGUGGAACUGUGUUAUCAAGCUGUUUUUGUGAACUUUCUUAUGGUUUAAUAUCUAGUGAUUAUGCAACAACAAUUUUGAUGUUGAGAUUUGAUUUCUCUUGGCUAAUUAUAUACUCUUGGAAUCUUGUUCA